Messenger RNA from Thalassophryne amazonica, 2550 nucleotides. It is a transcript of the gene lrrc14b, whose product is annotated as leucine rich repeat containing 14B. The record is from RefSeq and is a predicted model, not a curated record. Gene Ontology annotation, biological process: negative regulation of cell differentiation; positive regulation of cell population proliferation; negative regulation of DNA-templated transcription. Bases 187 to 1767 code for a protein of 526 amino acids. Gene Ontology annotation, cellular component: cytoplasm. The transcript is spliced from 3 exons. NCBI's taxonomy places the organism in Eukaryota, Metazoa, Chordata, Actinopteri, Batrachoidiformes, Batrachoididae.
ACUGUACCCAAUGAAGGUUGUGAGACAGCUGUGUCUAUAUUUAACUCUGUCCUCUUGACACUGGCUUGCUCACAUGUGGACACAGCAAGUCCAGCUUGUUGUGAAUACACAGCACCCAGACUGCAACGAAGGAGCAACGACAGACAGAGCUGCUUGGUCACAAGGACCUGGCUUGACCCCUGAACCAUGACAUCACUGCGAUUCCUUGCUGCUGAACGCUUUGUCUUAAGUGGUCAAACUGCGAUCGAGAACCUUAAUUGCGUGUCUUUUGAUCUUUACCCACUACUUUUCAAGGCUUCCUAUCUUCACGAGCAAGCAGGUCUGCUUCACAUCCUGGUCCAGACAUGGCCUCUUCCUGAGCUAAACUUGCGAAAACUUCUUGGAAAGACACUUGACUGCCAGGUGGACCUGACCACCCGCACCUGCCGACUCUGCCUAGAGGCCAUUCUGACUGGCUUAAAGGAGUAUGUGCUGUGCCCUCCAAAAACCUAUGCCAAAAUCCUCCAAGUUGUGGAUCUGACUGCCUUAAAAGAUAUUGAGCACCAGGCGUGUCCGUGCCGAUCCACCUUGGGUCGAUGGGCAAGAACUCAUCUCCUUACCCGUAUGUGCUAUGAGACCAUGGUAGCCAUGCAAGCGAGCGAUGUGUCCCCAUUUGCCUUCAAGACAUCAGUUGACAUCUGUCUAAAUGGUUUCAUCACAGGACGCAACUAUGAAUGGGUGACUCAAGCCUUCCUACUCCUCCACUCCUGCCCACUGAAGCUUCGUUUUAUUGGCUUUCGGGCAGACUCCCUCACCCUGAAGCAGCUCUUCUAUGUGCUCCGACUAGCAGAACCUGAGUGCAUUACAAAGCUGGAGGUAGUGCACAAUAUUCCCCUUGAAGCUACGCACCUGGAGGUGUUGUUGUCUAGAGUGGAACUGCCCAAACUACAGUCCUUGACCUUGCCAGCUGGGGCAUUGGAUAUACGGAGAUUGAGCCCUGAUGAUGCUGAUCUGUUGACAAUCAUCGGCAAGCUGCUGGCACAGCUGACUUGCCUGACUGAGCUGCAUGUGGGUUUCUCCACACUCACUGGUCACCUCCGCAAACUGCUAAGUCCUCUUAAUACUCCACUGCAGUGCUUAGAGUUGGCCAACUGCUACCUGAACCGCGUUGAUAUGACUUACCUAGCCAACAGCCUCCACAGUGAGCACUUAGUCUGCCUGGACAUCAGCGGUCAUGACAUCUUUGGCGUGUUCGCCACUUCCUUCCAUAAACUACUCAACCGGUGCUCGGCUACAUUGGCCAGCUUGGCCCUCGAAGAAUGUGGCAUUGAGGACGAGCACAUGGACACCUUCAUGAAUGCUCUGCUUUGCUGUCAAUCCCUGGAGGAGCUCAAACUUCUGGGAAACCCUCUGACCUCAGCAGCCCUGCGAAGGUUAUUCUCCAUGUUAUCUGCAGGGUUUCCCAAACUGCGGUAUAUCGAGUUCCCAGUUCCCCGUGAAUGCUACCCCGAGGAUGUCACUUAUCCGCUUGACGACUCUGUGCUACUGCAGUACAACAGAGAACUGUUUCUGGAGCUCAAACGCCAAGUGAUGGAGAUCCUAGUAGCAGCUGGAAGGGGGAACAUAGAAGUGUGCACCCCACUUACGGGGACGUACGACCCAGACAUUAAUGAAACCAGUAAUGAGCUAGGGGUGUCUAUGUUAAAAUCUUUCAACAAUGUUAUUGGGAACUUUAUAGGCACCAUAAAAGACGUGGACAAUAGGCGGUCACUUGCUCAGAAAAAAUAACUGUUAACCAACAACAUACAGUUUUGGUGUCGGAGUGACAAUGUACAUCACGGAAUCUUUAGUUAGAAUGUGUUGAAACUCUCCAUUUUAAUAUUGCAGUUCUCUAAUAGUCAUUUAAAUAAUUGCAGUGUGAUCUUAAUGUCUAUGACCAUCCUGAGGUUAUUAACGACGGAAAAAAAAUACUGUAAAAAUAUUUUAAGAGUACCAGUAUUAACAGUCUAAGCAGUAGUACUUUGAUUAUGGGGCACACCUAGGGCUUAUUUAUAUCAGCAGUCAAGCAUUGAGCAUUAAUCUAACAUGUCACUGUUGACCAGAUAUCCAGUUACAAAUCUAUCAUUCACUGGAUAUCAUUUCACUAAUCAAGUAUUUUCAUAAAGGAUAACAGUGCAGCAGAUAACAGAAUAUUUGCAGAAGAAUCCUUCAAAUUUGGUUACAAGCACCAAAGUUUGACUGUGUAUAACCUUUGGUACAUAUUUUAGAAAAAUAACUUUAGAACACGCAGCUGCUUAGGAACACCAGCAGCUGCGUGUUUCUCCAUAUUAAACUGAAGUUUUGUCAGAAAAGCACGCAGUCCUGCCAAAUCCAGAUGCAGAUCUGUACGUGAUGUGCCGUGGUUACGAGUACUGUAAAUGAGCCAGCUGACAGUGAGAUUUAUUCAUAUACUGUGGGAUAUAUACAAGCAAAUGGCAUGAAAUUAGCACACACACAAGUUUCACUUAUUUCUACCAAUAAAUCUUUAGUCCACCUCAAUUAUAUACAAAGAUAUGACAGUUUCACAUGCUC